AAUGGGAAAUCAAAAUCCACAAGGUUUUAAUCCAUUCAAUCCAAAUCAGGGUAGAGGAAAUAAUCAAGAUAAUAAUAAUAAUUAAAAUAAAGAUUAACAGAAAAAACCACCUCCUCCACCCUAAAGAGUUGGAAGGAAAAAGCUUAGAAAAGGUGUUGAAUAAGCAUCCAAAUUACCAGCAGGUAUUUAUCAUAUAAAUUGUUAUAGCAACACCAAUUGCUAAGUGUAGAUUAAAAUUAUUGAAAAAUGAAAGAAUUAAAGAUUAUUUACUAUUAGAAUAAGAAUUUAUUGAAAAUUAAUAAAGAUUAAAGCCAUUAAAAGAAUAAGAUUAAGCUGAAUCAGAAGAGUAGAAAAAGAUAGAAUAACUCAGAGGAACCCCAAUGAUGUAAUAAUAUUUAAUUAUAUCAAAGUGUUGGAACAUUAGAAGAAUUUGUAAAUGAAAAUCAUGCUAUUGUAUCGUCCUCAGUUGGUCCAGAAAGUUAUUCAGGAAUUAUGAGUUUUGUUGACAAAGAUUAAUUAGAGCCAGGUUGUUCUGUUCUUUUGAAUUAAAGAUGUAAAUUAAUCUUUGAUUUAUUAAAAUAGCUUAUGCAGUUGUUGGUAUAAUGCAAGAUGAAAUUGAUCCACUUCUUAAUGUAAUGAAAGUUGAUAAAGCUCCACUUGAAUCUUAUGCUGAUAUUGGUGGUCUUGAAUAAUAGAUUUAAGAAAUUAAAGAAGCUGUUGAACUUCCAUUGACUCAUCCUGAAAUCUAUGAAGAUAUGGGAAUAAAACCACCAAAAGGAGUUAUUUUAUAUGGAGAACCAGGAACUGGAAAGACACUUUUGGCUAAGGCUGUUGCUAAUGAAACUUCGGCAACAUUCUUAAGAGUUGUUGGAUCAGAAUUGAUAUAAAAAUAUCAAGGAGAUGGUCCUAAAUUAGUUAGAGAAUUAUUUAGAGUUGCAGAAGAACAUGCUCCUAGUAUAGUUUUCAUUGAUGAAAUUGAUGCUGUUGGUACUAAAAGAUAUGAUUCACAUUCUGGUGGUGAAAAAGAAAUUUAAAGAACAAUGCUUGAAUUAUUAAAUUAAUUAGAUGGUUUUGAUUCAAGAGCAGAUGUUAAAGUUAUACUUGCCACAAAUAAGAUUGAAUCUCUUGAUCCAGCAUUGAUUAGACCUGGACGUAUUGAUAGAAAAAUAGAAUUUCCAUUACCUGAUGUAAAAAAUAAAAAGAAAAUAUUUUAAAUCCAUACUAGUAAAAUGAAUCUAGGAGAGGUUUCUUAUUUUAAUUAUUAUAUUUAGGAUGCAAACUUAGAUGAAUUUAUUAAUGCUAAAGAUGAAUUAUCUGGAGCUGAUAUUAAAGCUAUGUGUACAGAAGCAGGUUUACUAGCUCUUAGAGAAAGAAGAAUGAAAAUAAAAUAAGAAGAUUUAAGAAAAGCUAAAGAAAAGAUUUUAUAUUUGAAAAAAGGAAAUAUUCCAGAGGGUCUCUAUAUUUGAG
This is a messenger RNA of Paramecium pentaurelia, 1467 nucleotides long. The record is from the annotation of a GenBank genome assembly. Lineage: Eukaryota; Ciliophora; Oligohymenophorea; Peniculida; Parameciidae.